This is a messenger RNA of Solanum tuberosum (potato), 1870 nucleotides long. Its product is annotated as protein FAR1-RELATED SEQUENCE 4-like. Gene Ontology annotation, molecular function: transposase activity; DNA binding. Lineage: Eukaryota; Viridiplantae; Streptophyta; Magnoliopsida; Solanales; Solanaceae. Gene Ontology annotation, biological process: DNA transposition. The transcript is spliced from 3 exons. The record is from RefSeq and is a predicted model, not a curated record. Bases 620 to 1870 code for a protein of 416 amino acids.
CAAAAAAAAAUCAAAAACUUGUUAGGGUUUCAGUGAGCUCUAAACUGACGUCAAUCAGUCUCAAUAUUGUUCAAAACCUUAGGUGUCAUUUUGAAGGAUGAUUGAAGAAGUGGAUAUUGUUUUCAACUAUGGGGGUAAUUGGGUAAUUUCCCCAAAGCUGGGAUACAAUAUAAAAUUUCAGCACACCUGGUAUUAUAAUACUUGUUUAGUUUGUUAUGAUGAUUUGUGUGAAGCUUUUACUUCCAAAUUUGGAUUUAAGGAAGUUCAACAAUUGUUGGUCACUGGUCCAUCUGGUACUUAUUAUGUAAUUGAAGAUAAUGAUGGAAUUAAGACUCUUCAAUACUUAUUUUCAAAAGAUUUUAAGGUAAUAAAUUUUUAUGCUGUAGAUGCUCAUGAAUUGAGAGUUUCUGCCACAAAUAUCAUAUAUCAUACUGAAUCAUAUUCUGUGGAUGUUGAAGUUGCUACUGAUUGUGAUUAUAGUGAUGUGGAGGAUGAAACUCUUUAUGAAAUGGGCAACAACUGUUAAAUUGUUGAAUAUAAUGUUGAAGUGCUUCAACGUUAUGAACAUGAAAAAGAGAGAGUUGUGAGUGAUGGACUUGAAAAGUUUAAGGAAUUAGAAAUGGGUAUGACCUUUAAGACUAUUCAAGAAGCUAGGCAGGUUGUUAGCUUUUAUGCUAUGGCUAACAAAAAGAAGUUGAAAACAAAAAAAAGUGAUACAAAAAGAAUUAGGUAUGAGUGUUAUGAUGGUUGUCCCUUUACUCUUCUCAUAUCUAAGGAUGGAAAAUCAGCAACAUUUAAGGUUAAAACAUUGAAGCCUAAGCAUACUUGUGGUGAUUCUUUUGUUAAUCCAUUGGCAACUUAUCAUACCUUGGCGGUUUAUUUUAAGGAUGAAGUUCAAAACAAUCCAAAAUACCCUAUCAAAGACAUGAGAGGAAUUCUUGAAAAAAAAUUCAAGUUGAAUGUCUCAAGAUCCAAACUAAAAAGAGCCAAAACAAUGGCUCUUGAUAAGUUGGAAGGCAGUUUCAAAGAUGACUACAAUAGGCUUGAAGCUUAUGGUCAAGAACUUAGACAAUCAAAUCCAGGAACUGAUGUGGUAAUUAAUAUCUCUAAAGAUGCACUUGAACAAGGCAUAAGAAGGUUUUUGAGAAUAUACAUUUGCUUCAAGGCUUUGAAGGAUGGAUGGAAAAGUUUGAGGCCUAUAAUUGGUUUAGAUGGAACAUUUCUCAAAGGAAAAUGUAAGGGGCAACUAUUAGUAGCUGUUGGGCAAGACUCAAUGAAUCAUUUUUACCCAAUAGCUUGGGCGGUGGUGGAAAAGGAAAACACAGGAACAUGGACAUGGUUUAUUCAGUUGUUGAGGAUUUCGUUGGAGCUGAAAAAUGGUGAAAUUGUGACAUUUAUGUCUGAUAUGCAAAAGGGCCUGCUGGAUGCUGUAGCUAAUGUUGUUCCAGAAGCACACCAUAGGUUCUGUGUGAGGCAUAUAGAAUCUAACUGGUGCAAGAAAUGGCGGAGUGGUGAAGAGAAAAAAUUGAUGUGGUGGUGUGCAUGGAGUACCUAUGAAGAAGAAUUCAAAGACACUUUGAAGGUGUUAGGAAAGGUGGAUGAAGAUUCAGCUAGUGAUCUUCUUCAUUUUCCUGUAAUUAAAUGGUGUAGGGCAUAUUUUGAUACUCAAUGUAAGAAUCUAAUGGUAGACAAUAACUUCACCGAGUCUUUUAACAGUUGGAUACUUGAAGCUAGACAAAAACCAAUUAUUAAAAUGUUGGAGGAAAUUAGAGUGAAGGUGAUGAAAAUUUUGGUGAAAAAUGAAAAAAUGGGCAGAAAAUGGCAAAAUGAUAUCAGUCCAACGGCUAUGAAAUUGUACAAUGACUAUUGA